Myxocyprinus asiaticus (Chinese sucker) is the source of this 3286-nucleotide messenger RNA. It is a transcript of the gene topaz1, whose product is annotated as testis and ovary specific TOPAZ 1. The transcript has 18 exons. The coding region runs from base 33 to 2645 and encodes 870 amino acids. Lineage: Eukaryota; Metazoa; Chordata; Actinopteri; Cypriniformes; Catostomidae. Gene Ontology annotation, molecular function: metal ion binding. The record is from RefSeq and is a predicted model, not a curated record. Gene Ontology annotation, biological process: spermatid development; spermatocyte division.
AGUCACUCUCAGAACUAUGUCUUAAAGUAGCAAUGCUGAAAGCACAGUGCCCUUCCUCUGUGACAACUCCUACAGUGGAACAGGUUACAGUUAACCCUGCGAGUGGCCCUCAAAAUUCUGUUCCACUUAGACUCAGCAGUAACCCUUCCUCUUUAAAAGAAAGGAAACAAAAGAGAGUAUUUGACAAUUAUACAAUCUCAGACUCGUCCUCUUCUGAAGAUGAAAAUGAACAGGUCAGUAGACUGGCUUCAGCAGAGAGCUUGCGGUCAUGUGAUGAUACGAUCAGUCAAAAUAAAUAUGAAGAUCAAGGCUUCACUCCCCCACAAUCAUCUGAGUCUACUUCUGCAGUUGCCAACAGCUUUCUGGAUGUUUCUCGAGCAUAUGAGGAAGAUGUCCUUGUACUGGAUGUGAUACAAGAUGAUCCAGAGUUGUUUGGUGCGGUUGGCGCUGAAACUGUGAAACAACAGGGUAUGUUGGCAGAGGAGAAUGGCAAGGAUCAGAUGAAGACCGAGUCAGAACAUCAAACUGGGAAUCAUUGCAAGAUUGUCUGGGACCUGAAGGCAGACAGCACUAGCAAAUCUGUCCUUACUGCUGCAGAAAAAAAGAUGGAAAAUAUGGAAGAUGGGAGUCCGCUUUCAGUAAAGGAGAUGCAGAGUUACAGAGCUCAGCCUGAUAAUCGUAUUAGUUGCCUCCAGUUCAGCCCUGCUAUAGAGUCAGAGAAUGCCACAGACUGCAAUAACAAACAUGAGAUCAGAAACACAAAUAAUCUGUAUGAUAUCAAAGUGAUAAAUACAAGAUCAGCAAGGCUUGUAAUGGACACAUGUAAUAAUGGUCGUGCCACGACUGCAACAGAGACAUCUGCUUGGAGAAUUUCAACCAAUUAUUGUUGGUACUACUUUAGUGAACGUAACGCAUGCCUGCGAACUUCCUGUCGGUUCCUGCACACACCAAGAGAUGGGGAUGAAAAGUUCUGUAUGGAAACUGUGAAGAAGUUCUGUCAUGUUGGUAACCCUGUUAUUGUAUUGCGAGCAGUGGAGGUGUUUAUGGGAUAUUACAGCAGAAGUUCUCCCAGUGUGAAAUUUAGUCAGGAGACUGUAAAUUCUCUGCUCUCUUCUCUUCUUAAUCUGGGUUUACUGAGAGAAUUUUUGGUAGUCACCAACUUACUUCUCACAUACAAGAGGCUGCCUCCAUCUGAGAUUGUGUUAGCUGUUUUUAAACAUGUGAGGGAAAGAGGACUGAUCAACUCUGUACCAGAGCUCAUUCUCCUCACCUCAAAGAUUGUCGAGGCUGGAUGUGUUUUCAGUGUUGAUCAGUGUGAGGUAAUGCAGAGACACCUUCAAAUGAUGCAGGUUCCUUGGCAACAGAUGGAUAUUUUCCUCACUGUGAAGUGCAGAGCACUGGCCACUAACCCACGCAUUGCAGAGCUGUCUGAUCUGGCCCAGGCUGUAGUAACAGUAGAGAUGUUGAAGCAUCAGGAAGACUGGGCUGGUUUGGCACAAGUGUUCUGUGGUGUUUGUGUGGGUUCACACAGUGCUACUGAACUCACCACGUUCUGCUGCUGUGUUACAAUGGCACUGUUAAAACAGCCCAAAGACAAACUCACACUCCCAUAUGAGCUGUUUGCUGAAUCAGUAUGUCAGCAAGUCUCAUUCAGUGAAAUGAUGAAAACUAUCCUGGGCAGAAUCGGAGUCUCGCUGAUCUUUAAGUACCACAGGACACGAGACUGGAAUAAGGGAGUGAAGAUAGUCAGUGUGAUGUUCAGACUGCACAUUGAGUUCACCACUCUAAAGGGGCUCAUGGGUAAUGAACACAGUGUGUCUCGCUGUCAGCUGGUCACCACAGCAACAGAGCUCUUUCUCCACAGCGGGAGUAUUGAGGGAGCUCUAAAAAUGCUGCGAGCUGAUGACUGGUUUGUCACCUCAAACAUGUGGCCUUGUGAGCAAGCUGACAUAAAUAGUCGAAAACGGGUCCUGACUCUCUUAGCUGGGAAAACAUCAAACAGAGACACCUUUGAGAUUCUUACCAACUUGCCCGGACUCAGGCAACAUAUAAACGGUGUGCACGUAAAUGAGUAUACUGAAAUGUUCAGGGCUCAUCUACGUCUGUGUGUGAUGAAGCAGACAUUACCGGUUGCUGCAGAUAUUCUUGAGUACAUGUUAAUACAGGGUAUGGUUCCUGAAACCCUCCAGCUUCAGAGUCUCAUCCAUAAACUGGGCAAGCAGAACAAUUGGAGCCGUGCCAGGGCUCUUUUUAAAUGCGCUCAGUCAGCCGGGUUUUACUCGGCAGUGGUGUACGAAAGCAGCACUCUGUUUCUGCCCUGUAGUCUCAGUGAGAUUGAGAUGACACUGGCCUUUGAGAUGUUUAUCACCUCUAUCAAAACAAGCCUACAGACCCCUGCUGGAUCCUCUGAACCACUUUUGAUUAAGCUCAGACGGCAAGCUGAUGCUGCGGAUGUAACUGAGAGUGUGUACUUGGCAGCCAGUUGUCGGCUCCUCUCUGCGGCUCUCAUACCAAACCCCAAACUGAGUAUCCGCUACACAGCUGUCAAUCAAAGCCAAGAACAACUCUUUCAACUGGACCGUGGGUCUGCCCACAAAUGGUUUUUACAGAACAAGCGCUGGGCACAAGAGAUAUGGGCAAGCUAAUACACUUGUGACCAGUCCCGCUCGUAACUAAUGCUAUCUUUUUCUAUGUCUAAUCAAAGGUUACUCUGAGCAAAGCAUGUGUUUCAGACUGUUAAUUUGAAGCUGUUUGCACAUAAUUGUUUUUGUGGUAUUUGUUCAUCUCCUUUUAUAGAUGUUUAUAUAUUUCUUUGUUAAAACAUAAUUGAAGGAUAAGAUUUUGUUUAAAGUUGUACAAAUGAAAGGUUUUCCGAAUGAUUCCCUUUGUGUUCUUUUGUUUUAAAGUAUUUGACAUAAAUCUACAAAUACCAUACAUUUAAAGGAAUCCAAAGAUUUACUCCUGGAGCUGUUUUCACCUGACACUACACACUUUUCUCCUGUGGAAAGAAAAAGCACCAUGGCCACAAUUUUUUUUUUUUUUUUACUUUUCUAAAAUAAUUGUGCCGCAUUUGUGAUUUAAAUCCAUUUUUUUACUUAAGAAAAAGACACCUUUUGUGCAGUGUAAUUUGUCAAUCCAAUUUUUUUUACUGUUAUCAUUGGCCACGCAAAUAAAAUAAAUAAUAAUUUUUGUGGUUAACGUGAAAACACUUGAGCGCAGUCGUUCUGAGAUGCACUCGAAUACAUUAAAAUAAAAGGCAUUCUGUCAUUAGGUCUAAUUUUGUCUG